AAUUCGGAGAUCGUUUGCUAUGAAAGAUCUAGAUCUCUCGGAGGAAUCUGGUGGUAUCGGCCCGACGAAACUGAACAAACAACGGUCAUGGAGUUCACCGUCACAAAUACGUCGAAAGAAAUGAGCAGCUUCAGCGACUAUCCGCCCAGCCCUGAUUUUCCGACUUAUCUGCCACACAAAAUGAUGUUGAAGUAUCUAACAGAUUACGCGGAGCACUUUGGAGUGACGGAACGCAUUCGUUUUAACCAUGCGGUUCACAAGAUCGAGAAGCUGCCCAACGCGAGAUGGAAAGUGGUCGUCAAGGACCUCGACCGAAGCGCUGGGAGCUUUCGCGAGGAAGAAUUCGAUGCGAUAAUGGUUUGCAUCGGUCAUCACAGCAUACCAAAAAUGCCCGAGUUCCGAGACCGAAAUCUGUUCAAAGGUCGGAUAAUCCAUGCGAAACACUAUAAAAACUCUGAUGGUUAUCGAGGGAAGGCUGUCCUGGUCGUAGGUUUCGGCAAUUCCGCUGCUGACGUAGCUUGCAGUUUGGUGGGACUCGCUGAUCAGGUCCACGCGAGCAUACGCCGCGGCACUUGGAUGCUCCCGAGCCACAUAUCGGGAAUUCCGGUCGAUUUCUGCUUCUUCCGACGCUUCGCACAGGCUUUACCGAAACGAAUCGGAGACUUCCUCUUUCAUAAACAACUCCAAGACGCCUUCAAUCAUGAUCUCGUAGGCUUCACACCGGAGCACUCACCGGCUUCGCAACAGGGUACAGUCAACGACCUCCUCCCAAGAGCCUUACUGGCGAAGCAAAUUCUUCUACAGCCUCCGAUCAACAGGUUCACGGAAAACGGAGUGAUUUUCCAGGGUUCCGAGUACGAAGUCAACAUCGAUGAGGUCGUGGUGGCGACAGGAUAUCGUCCGGAUAUUCCUUUCAUCGAGAGUCGUAUCUAUGGCAAGCAAAACGAGGCAGGCGAUGUUGAACGUUUGUUGCUGUACAAGGGCAUGUACUCCCUCACCGAAGACACGAUAGCUUUCCUCGGAAUGGUAGAGGCCGCGGGGAAUCUCGGACAAAUGUUCGAAAUGCAGGCACGACACGCAAUGGCUGUGUUCAACAAGGAGAUCGAUCUGGUAUCAUCGAAGGUGAUUCGCCGUAGGGCUGUCAUGCAGGAUAUCGAAAGCAUCAAAUCGAAGUUCAUCAGCGACUCGGAUCGUCAUUCCGCGAUGGUCAACAAAAUGGAAUAUAUGGAUAUGCUCGCAGAGGAUAUCAAAGCUAAACCUGACUGGUGCACUAUGAUGUGGACGGAUCCCUACCUAUUCUAUAGAUGCAUUUUCGGACCUCUGCUCCCUUAUCAAUACAGACUCGUUGGUCCUUAUUCGUGGCCGGGAGCUCGGAACGCCAUUCUGUCAGCGCCCGAGAAUCAGUUCAAGGGGCUCCGACCGAUCCGGCCUCUGCCGAAAACAAUCGCAUCGCCAUCGCUCAGUCCUCAGACUAUUCUACUGAUAAUUUUUCUCCUCGGUCUCACUAUCCUUGUGCGGAUCUUCUAGACUUACGCAUGACCGAUUGACAGGGAAAGCCUAUUCACUUCGUGGAACCCCCCUGGAAUUUUGGUGAAUAAAUCAGCUCUCUCUCUGGAGCACCGUCCGUCUCA
This is a messenger RNA of Galendromus occidentalis (western predatory mite), 1631 nucleotides long. Its product is annotated as dimethylaniline monooxygenase [N-oxide-forming] 2. The transcript is spliced from 9 exons. NCBI's taxonomy places the organism in Eukaryota, Metazoa, Arthropoda, Arachnida, Mesostigmata, Phytoseiidae. The record is from RefSeq and is a predicted model, not a curated record. The coding region runs from base 88 to 1527 and encodes 479 amino acids. Gene Ontology annotation, molecular function: N,N-dimethylaniline monooxygenase activity; flavin adenine dinucleotide binding; NADP binding.